GCAUCUUCUUUGUAUUCUCAAGAACCAGGAAGAACUAACUUCAUAAUUUCUCAUUCAUCAUCUCACAGAUGGCGUCAUUGAUGGCGAUUCGUCGAAUUCGAACUUCUUCUCUCACUACUCCUGUAAUGGAAGCACGUUUUCUGCACUCUUCAAGAUCAACGCCCAGGUUUACACUCCCUUCUUUCUCUCCUUGUCUUCGUCCUCAGUCUCUAAGUACCUCCUCAGCUUCUCCCAUGCCUAAUGAGUUUUACAGACCCCAACAACCGUCGGAUGAUUCUCACAAGGGUUUUUACCACGACCAGAGAAACCCUAAUCAAUGGAAUCCCUCUACUCGACUCCAUACCCCAAACCAAAACCCUGAUAAUCUGAUGGGUUACCAGAAUCAAAACUAUCCUAACUGGAGCAAUACCCAAUCGACUCACCCUAACUUCAAGACUCAGGCUAACCCACAAUAUGAUAACUCGAAUUCGAGUCAGCAAUAUGGCGGGCCAAAUCAGUACAAUCAAGGUUAUCAGCAAAACCAAAUCCCUCGCCAGAGUCCAAACUAUCGGAACACGGGAGGCUUUAACCAACCCAAUCAAUCAUACCCACAACAAGGCACCCCUAAUCCGUACAACAAUCAGCAGGCGGUUAAUCACCAAAGCCCACCUCGGUCACCUGCUUCUAUUGAUUUGUUGAGCUUAUGCCACGAGGGAAAGAUCAAGGAAGUUCUUGAGCUACUCGAUAAAGAUGUCCCAGCAGAUGCCCAAUGCUUUGAGGCCCUUUUAAGUUCAUGUUCCAAGUCAAAGAAGCUUGAGGAUGCUAAGAAAGUGCACGAUUACUUUCUGCGUUCAAAGAUCAGAGGAGACCUCCAACUAAACAACAAGGUAAUUGAAAUGUACUCGAAUUGUGAAAGUAUGACCGACGCCAUUAGGGUGUUCGAUCAUAUGCCUGAAAGGAAUAUGGAUUCAUGGCAUUUGAUGAUCAACGGUUACGCAACGAACUCAUUGGGUGAUGAAGGAUUGGCCCUAUAUGAAAAAAUGAGAACUUUGGGUUUGAAACCAAACGAGCAAACUUUUCUCGCCAUUUUAUCAUCUUGUGCUAGUGCGGAAGCUAUAGAAGAAGCGUUUAUACAUUUCGAGUCCAUGAAGAAUGAGUACGAUAUUAGCCCUGGGAUCGAUCACUACAUAGGACUUCUCAAUGUACUCGGACACUCUGGCCAUCUAACCGAAGUUGUGAAAUAUAUCGAAACUCUACCUUUCGAGCCCACAAUUGAAAUUUGGGAAGCUUUAAGAAACUACGCACGAAUUCAUGGUGACAUCGAUCUAGAAGAUCAUGUGGAGGAAUUACUCGUGGGUUUAGACCCAUCAAAGGCGAAUCCCAAAAAGAUUCCUACACCUCCGCCAAAGAAGCAAUCGCUUAUCAGUAUGCUGGAGGGUAAAAACAAGCUAAGCGAAGUUCGAAGCCCCACACUUUACAGGGACGAGGAGAAGAUAAGGGCAUCGAAAAAGGAAGAAGGGUAUGUUCCGGACACGAGAUAUGUUCUUCACGACAUUGAUCAGGAAGCGAAAGAGCAAGCUUUGCUCUAUCAUAGUGAACGUUUGGCGAUUGCGUAUGGUUUGAUAAGUACGCCUGCGAGAAUGCCUCUGAGGAUUAUAAAGAAUCUUAGAAUAUGUGGUGAUUGCCAUAAUGCGAUCAAGAUCAUGUCGAGGAUUGUUGGAAGAGAGUUGAUUGUUAGGGAUAACAAAAGAUUUCAUCAUUUUAAGGAGGGGAAAUGCUCUUGUGGGGAUUACUGGUAAUGUUCUUAUAGAUCAAACCCUGCUUGGUUUGUGAAAGUGUCAAACAAUAGUCUAUUAUUGUUUCUGAGACAAGAAGUUUGAUCGUUUUGCUCUAAUUAGUUACGAAAUCUUUAUAUUUCCUUAAAUAUUUAAG
This is a messenger RNA of Impatiens glandulifera, 1911 nucleotides long. Its product is annotated as pentatricopeptide repeat-containing protein At2g15690, mitochondrial. The record is from RefSeq and is a predicted model, not a curated record. NCBI's taxonomy places the organism in Eukaryota, Viridiplantae, Streptophyta, Magnoliopsida, Ericales, Balsaminaceae. Bases 69 to 1778 code for a protein of 569 amino acids. Gene Ontology annotation, biological process: RNA modification. Gene Ontology annotation, molecular function: RNA binding; zinc ion binding; protein binding. The transcript has a single exon.